Messenger RNA from Dioszegia hungarica, 540 nucleotides. RefSeq lists its product as uncharacterized. Lineage: Eukaryota; Fungi; Basidiomycota; Tremellomycetes; Tremellales; Bulleribasidiaceae. Bases 1 to 540 code for a protein of 179 amino acids. The record is from RefSeq and is a predicted model, not a curated record. The transcript is spliced from 3 exons.
AUGCGGUUCUCGUCCUGCUUCCUCGCUCUCAUCGGCACUAUCUCCUCGGUCCAGGCCAUCCCUCAACACAUCUACGGCCGCUCUCUGGAGCGCGGGGCCGGUCCGGUCGCACCUCGGGGCUUCGCCCUCAAGCAGGCGACUCGGUCCCAGAUCGUUGACUGGGCCGCUCACCCGCGCGACCUUCGUCCACGAUCCAGUCCACUCCCAGUAUUGACUUGCCCUGGGUUCGUCCAGACGGGCACCGUCCCCUACGCCCGGUUCAGCGGUGUCGACUACAAUGCGCCCAUGGAUGCGGAGUUCUUCAGUAUGGUCGACACGAGGGAGUUAUGUACCAAGAUGUGCGAGCUUGAUAGCUCCUGUAUCGGCUCUACCUACAAUGCGGGCAUUGACGGCUGCUUCAAGGUCAGGACCAGCGGGGUGUUCUUCGAAGCCGCAUUCGACGUGACCCUCAAGGGGACCACAUGCGAAGCCAGCGGGGCUGAUCUAUCUCAAUUCCCUGGGUCGUCUUGCUGCACCGAAUAUCGAGCCGCCACUCCCUAG